Toxoplasma gondii ME49 is the source of this 6600-nucleotide messenger RNA. RefSeq lists its product as hypothetical. Bases 351 to 6098 code for a protein of 1915 amino acids. NCBI's taxonomy places the organism in Eukaryota, Apicomplexa, Conoidasida, Eucoccidiorida, Sarcocystidae. The record is from RefSeq and is a predicted model, not a curated record. The transcript has 15 exons.
AGAAAGAGGAUGAAUAGGGUUUUCCUUGUGUACGUAAAUAUGAAGAGAUAAGGAUGUAUUAACGUGUUCGGUUUCAUUCGGACUGGGAAACCUUUUUAUGCUGCAGUUCCCCACACGCGCGAGCGGGAGACCCCAUCGAAAGCUGCCGUUGUCGUCGGUUUUCCCGUUAGGAUCGUGUCCCUAUACCCGUCUUUUGUUUUGCUUACUUUCCACCCUAAGAUUCCACAGAACUCCUUUCCUCGCCGUAUGCUUUGCCAGCUUACUUGCUUCUUCGCUCGCCUCUCUUCUCUCCGGCACCCCUUGCAAUUUUUCAUGGGCAAAACGGGCCGCUUUACGACACGUAGCCGGCUAUGGGGACUCUGAAGGCUCCGGAUCGCCUAAGGGGCCGGAAAGCUGCCUCGUCUGUUCCGUCACCUUCUCGUCCAUCAGUAUCCUCUUCAUCGGACGAUGCAGCUCUUGCAACGCUGCUGAAGGAACGACAGGUCUUCAAGCGCACGGAGGAGCUGCUGCGGAAGCGGGCUCAAGAAGCAGAGACCCUUCAAGAUGAAGGCGAAGACAUGGAAAACAGCGCUUCCUCUCGUAAGCGGGAUGAAGAAGACGACUUCCUUCUCUCCAAUUCCGAGGGCUCCGCUGCGGGUUCUCCCCUGCUCCUCUCUCGGUGCAGUCCUUUCGACGCAGAUGCCGCCCUAGACUGCUUACACCUCCUGCGACAGGGUCUGGACAGCCAGACCGGCGUGCCGGCGGUACAGGGAAAAGGCGACCAGACUAAUCUCCUCACUACUUCUCUCCAUACUCUACUGAUGUGCGUAUGCAAAGAGGCAGCGUCCUGCUCGGAGGCUCCUGACAACGAAAGGACGCGCCGCAUCACGACCGGCCUCUCCCUUCUCUUUGCUCUCCUCGUCGACGAGGGACUUCCUCAGUCUCCGGCUGAGCGCCACAGAAAGUGCCACGAAGACGCAGCUCUCCUCGACAAUUUGUUGAAGGCAAUCGAAGCGGUGAGCUCGUUCAUGCAGGCCGCAUCUCCCCGGCCGCUGCUUCUCCUACUUCACGCACUUCGCCGCAUGUACGUCCCCUCGCAAGGCGCAGACGAGCAGGAACAAACGACAUGCGGGUGCCUGCCUACCAGAGCUGUCUGGACGUGUCUGCUUCACCUCCUCACAGAGGAUCCCCGCGCCUCUGUUCGCUGGCUGGCGAGACAGGUCGCCUUGCACUUUCUGCGCCUCGCCACCCAACAAGUCACUGCACAGACCUCGAACGUAAGCCAGGCUUUGGGGGAUAGGAAGAAAAAAAAGGCACGCGACUCCCUCCAGACCUGUUUAUAUGUCCUCGAUCGGUGGCUUCGUCACCUUGACUUCUCUGUCGUCCCGGAUUCCGUAGCUAGCCGGGCCUCAGCAUCCUCAGCAUUGACCGCAGGCGACGAGGGCAGCUCUCAGAAGGCGUCGAGUGUCCCUGCGUCCAUGAGACUCCAGAGAAGUCUUCCCUUCUUUCACCGGUGUCUACCGCCUCUGCUUUGCCUAGAAAGCGUCCAGAGUGAAGACGAGAAGCGCUCUGUGACUGCCGAUAGCCGGGCUUCCUUGCCUCAGCAACCCCACAAAGCCGCGGAGGCGCUCUGCAUCCACCUGGCUUUCCUCUCCAGAAAGGCCGGGCGGACGCCAGCUGCCGCCGAUGCGCUGCGGUGCGUGGCUGCGGUGAUUCGCGACUUGAGACGCUUUCGCGGGAACCUCGAGCAAACGAACAAUGGCGACUCUUCGGCCUCUGUGUCUUCGAAGGAGACCAACAGAAGGAUGGGAGACGACCGCUCUGGUGGAAGGCAAGCGACGACUGGGUCUGCCUUUUCACUGACAGUUCAGCUCCUACCAGCGCUGCUUCAGCAACAACGCGCACAGGGCGCGCAGAGGGGGCUCUGGGACGAACUCGGAGGCGAAAAGGGGAAAGGCAGUGGCGCCGUUCUUCAGGGAGCUGUCCAGUAUGCAACCGCGUGGCUAGACGCUGUGACGGCGACCACAGCCGCGCUCAUGCACUGGGCCGGGGAGGCGCGGGAGGCGUGGACGCCCCCCCAGGCAGUCGGUGAGGCUCCGUUGGAUGGCUGCAACCGAGGCGAAACUUCUGGUGUCACGAAUCAAGAAGAGGAGAAUCUGGACGAGACCCUCUUGCUCCAACAACUUGAGAAAUUGUCUUUGGGAGGAAGCGGUAGCGACGCCCAAAUCAAGACCCUAAUAAAGGACUCCGAGGGAUUCCCGCUGUCCUCGUCUUCAGCCGCGUCUGUCUCGCUGUCGUCUUACCGUCUGUCCAUCUGUAUGCAAGCAUCCGAGCGGGUCUUCCGUUCUCUUCGCAGAGUCCUCGAAUCGGAGACGGAUCCGUCCAUUCUGGGCGCGGCCUCUGUAGCCGGGCGACGGCUUAUAGAAGCGUCUGGUGCCGCGUCAGUGCCUGCAUUCCCAGCCGCUGUUCCUUUCGGUCUCUCGCUGCUCCACUUCCGCCACAAGCGGCGACUUGCGGAAGGUCUGGAAGCUUCUCGGGCCCUCUUCGCCGCUCUCGAGGCUGUUGCAUGCAAGCAGUUUCUGGUGUGCUCGCUGCACCCGGAGCUCGAGCGCUUCAGACGGCCCCUGGUAGGCGACCGCGGAAUGGGCAAGCUGACCUCUAGUUCCUCCCAGGAAUUCGACGGCAAAUGUCUGCCCCAGUUUCUCCACAAGUUCCUAGACAUCUACAGACCUUGCUUCACGCCUUUGCUUCGACAGAUCGUUAGCUUGCUCGCUGUUGUGGAGACGGGAGAGGAGCCAGAACAGGUGACGGAGAGGCAAGACGAGAAGAAGAGAGUGGAGAGGAAGACCAAGACUGUAGAGGAGAUUUUCGGGCUCGCAAAGGACAAUCGAGCGCGGACCGAUCUUCGGCAGCACGAUGUCCUGCCUUACAGAGGCCGGAUUCGCGUCGCAUUUUCAGCAGCCUUGCGUGCCUUCAAGGCGCGCACGGUUCUGACUGAUCCCCACCUGCUCCCAAUUCGACCUCGGAUUCCUCUUUCGCGAGACUUGUCCCCUCAGCAACUUGGGUUUCUAUUGGAACGGUGCCCUGUCACCAACGCAUGGGCACUGCCUCUACUGCCCCGCUUGCUUGGUCGCGACGAGCUGCACUUCUUCUCCUCGCACUUCCUGCAGCUGGCGCGACUCUUGCAGCAGCAAACUGCCGAGAAAGCAAAGACAAGUCCCCUCGAGGCGCGCGAGCUCUGCCGUGUAGGCCAGCAGCUGUGGAGCUUGCUACCUGGUUUCUCAUACGAUCCAAUUGACCUUGCGACUGGUGUGGCGGAAGAGGACUUCUCGCUCAUGAAAAAUAUGAUUCAGUUCCUUCAUGACCCUGUGCUUAGGGAGGAAAUCUGCUCCACAAUCCGGAACCUUUCGAAUGCGGCCAUUUCUGAAAGCGACGUGGCGAGCAUCAGAGACGACGACGAGGACGACGACAAGCAACAGAGACUCGAAAAAGAGGAAAGAGAUGAUGCAGAGAAGGACGUGAUGAGCGUGCUCUGCAGGGUAACGAAACCAUGCGGAAAGGAGUCGAUGCAGGCGUGUGGAUCGCAGCUCAUGGGAUUCUUGGUCGUUCGUUUUUUGCAAGUCCAAAAAGUCUCCCUGAAGAAUGAUGAGGAAGCUGCGGGGGAACGGGCCCUGGCUGCGAUGCUUCUGGGAGAGAAAGAAGAUCUCGAGCAACUCACGCAGAGCGCGAAAAUGAAGGCAACACAGCACCUGUUGGACGCUAUCAAGGCGUAUGCGCCUCUCUGUCCGCCGGAGCUCCUGCAUGCAAAUGUGCGGCGCUUCACAUCUGCGUUCCUCCGACGAGCCAACGAGGCCGCAGGUCUGUCUGCUCCGUCUGCCGCUGCUCCUGUCACCAUGGGUGUGGCGGAAUGCUCGGCACUCGUCGACAUCACAGACGCGCUGCACCCCUUUCUCCCAAGUUCUGUCGGUCUAGAAGUCGUCGACAGCCUGCGAACUCUGGUCGCCGUGUGCGCCCAGGGUCUGGAGAAGGCUGGCUCUGGGUAUUCAGAACAGAGUAUCGAUCUCGUUGAAACCGAGAAACGUGGAAAGAACUCCGACGCAUGCCGAACAGAAGACAACGGUGCCGUGCUUCGUGCGCUCCUCCGCCGCGGCUACAAAGCUCUCAAGCAUGUUUUUGAAAGGUCGGCGUCUUCCUCGCGUGCUUCCUCUUUGGCCGAUGGCUCUGCCUCUGAGUCGUGUUGCUUCCUGCGAAGGCAAGAGCUUGAGAUUUUGUGGGAGAUUCUGGCAAAGACUCGCACUGUCUCCUGUGGGACGGCUGCAGAGAAGCCACGCCUUGGAUGCUUACGCGCAUUCGUCGAAUGCCUUACACUGUCUGCACAGACAGCCGAGGACAGCGAGGACGCAAGCACUCAAGCAUUCUGGGAAUCUUUUCUCGUGGACCGCGUUUUCCCGACAGUCGUUCCGGAGAUCAUUCUUUCACUAAAGAGCCUCAAUCGGCUUGUUCGAGAAACGGCGUUCUGCUCCCUUUCUGGUUUGUGCGACGCCUGCGAUGGAGACUCGGAGAAACUGAGUCGCCUCGUCAUAUUGAUUGCCACAGGGCUUGGUGGCGGCACAGGGGUCACAGCUCGUGGAGGCACCGCCGAACCUCCGCUCCUCAAGACCGCAGCAGUCCUUGCACUCAGCAGAGUUAUUUUCAGCUACGCCGACCAAAUGGACGGUGCUCUGAUCAAGCAGAUCGCGGAGGUGGUUCUCCUGUUGCUGCAAGAUCGAGACAAGCAAGUCUUCUUGGCAGCACUUCGUUUCGCCCGGGUUAUUGCUCAUGUGUUCGACGGACAGGCGUUGGAACGCUUCCUGCCGGCAAUGCUUUGCGCACUCAACAACAAACACGCCAUUCGAGCCAAGAUGAAGAUCCGGCGGUUGGUCGAGAAGCUUCUAAAGAAGCUGGGCGAAGCUGCAGUGAAAGAAGCCUUUCCAUCGGAGCAUCUGCCCCUCUUGCGCCACCUUCAAAAGAGCGUUCGCAAACAGCAGCUCCGAGAACUCCUCGUCAAUAAGGCUCUACAAGAAGGCCUGUCGUGGGACGAACUUGUCUUCAAGCCUGGCGAUGACGGUGAGGAUGAAAACAAAAAUGCAGGACGAAGACAAGCCAAGAAAGAGAACAACGCGUUUUCAAAGAUGAUGGAAGAGGAUGACGAAGAAGACGAAGACGAUGAGGACCGACCGUCUGCAGCAAAGAAGGCAGCGGCGAGGAAACGUGGAGCAAAUGCUGAGUUGCAGGGAGAAGAGGAAGAAGUGGCAGAGGAGCAGACAGAGAACAAGGAUGGCUCAACGUCGUUUUCUGCAAUGACACAGUUGCUUGACGCAUUCGAAGAAGAGGAUGACAGUGACACAGAGGGACGGAGAAACAGAAACAGGAAGCGAAGGCGGGCGGCAUCAGGUGAUCAGGCGAUGGAGAGCGACGUGAUGCUUCUUGAAGAUAACGCAGGAGAACUACCUCUCGACUUCUGUUCGCCCGGUGCUGCCCACCGUAUCAUUCUCAAUCAGCCACUGUCGAAACACCGGCGGCGAUUGACCACAGAGGUGGAGAGGAAAACGGUUGCGAAUUUGACAUGGAACGAGGAGGGUCGGCUGGUUAUUCCUGAGGACGAAGAUGAGGAAAGUGACAAAGAUCCUGGCUUCACAAUAGGCAAGGCGUCGUCUGUGUCGAAGAGAUCCGCCGCUCGUCGAGUUGAGGGAGGGAGCAAAUCCAGCUCUACCUCCUUGCUGGCGAAGAACCGGAAGGCACCAGAGACAGGCGGACAGAGAAAAAAUCUCAGCUGUCUGGCGGCUCGGCGAGCAGCGAUGAAGACCGCGAAGAAGGAACGACGAAGAGGGCAUUUCGUGCAGAAAAGCGGCGACGAAUUUAAGGCUAAGAAGGCUCGUGGAGAUGUCAAACAGAAUAACAAAGUUGAACCUUUCGCGUACAUCCGCCUGAACCGGGUGAUGCUCAGGGAGAAGCACAGGCCACAAGCUCUACAGUCUCUGGCGACACUGGUGAAGAAGAGGCGCGGUGGCGAUGACAAGGGCAAAUCGAAAACCGGCGUACGAAAACCCAUGAACAAGGCACGCAAAGGCCGACGAUAAACGGUGGAGAUCUACUGGGAUAUCGUGUUUGGGGGAUGGUUUUCUCUCACAAGUAUCUCUGUGAUUAUCGUCCCUCGGUGCCUCGUGUGUGUUGUGAUGUACACCUCGUAUGCGUUGUUUCAUCCGACUCUCCAUAGAGGGCAGUAGGCUUCGUUCCUUUUCACUUUCGUGAUCAUUCCUCCCUUCUCGGCUGCAUCGUUGCCAGUUGUCUCCAGUUCAGUCUUUUCGGGUGAGGUGGGCCUGCUGAGUGACAGAGGAUACUGAGGGAUGGAAAGCGGAGCUUACAGUUUCUGUUGAUGUCAGGAAACGAUUCUUUUGAUGCCCAGGGACGGGUAGCAUAUCCGUGCCCCUUUACAGGACACAGGGGCUCUGACUGUGGGGUACCAGUAUCUCGAAACCUCUAAUUCAAACUAUUCGUUGUAUAUCCGUAUUUUGCGCUCCCGCUUGAUUGAUUCAUGAGAGGAAAAGUGGAAUGUGAACCACAAACGGAUUGUUGAUGAGG